Molecule: messenger RNA, 6053 nt
Organism: Portunus trituberculatus (swimming crab)
Lineage: Eukaryota; Metazoa; Arthropoda; Malacostraca; Decapoda; Portunidae
Biological process (GO): G protein-coupled receptor signaling pathway; cell surface receptor signaling pathway
Cellular component (GO): membrane
Molecular function (GO): G protein-coupled receptor activity
Source: RefSeq, a predicted model, not a curated record
AUUACUAUUACUACAACCACCACCACCACCACCACUCUUCCACUAUUAGAUUCAUGUCUUCCUGUUAUUCUCACUACAAUAUUCUGGUAACCGUACUUGUUGUGAGACCUACCAACAUCCUGCCCACCACCACCAAUUGCUCCUGUUACCACUAUUCUUCUUGACUGUGUGGCACUAUCAACACAACCGCCGGGUCUCCUCCUCCUCCUCCUCCUCCUCCUCCUUUUGUCCCCCUUCCGAACUCGUGACGCAGGUAGAUUACGUUGCGUCACUCACUAAGCAGGUGUUGGCGUCUGUCAUUGGGACUUUGUGUUUGUGGGUUUAUUAUCCUGUUCAUGAAGUGCCUAGGAUCGUCACCAGCACCACCAGCGUCACUACUACUACUACUACUACUACUACUACUACUGCUGCUGCUGCUGCUGCUGCUGCUGCUGCUGCUGCUGCUGCUAGUGUUACGACUACUGUUUGUGCUGUUACAUUCGUAUUGUAAAUGUGACACACCUCGCCACCACGUCACUACCGACACUAGUGUGAACAAAAGAGGAAAGGAAAGGCACGACUAACAUCACCACCACCGACACCAACACCACUAGGGGCAUCAGUCCUUAGCCACCACCACCACCAUUACCAUCACCACUACCACCACCUGAAAAUGAACACAAGAGGACCUAACAUUCACGUCGUGGUUUUGAUUGUGGUUAUUGCAAGAAGUAUUACCACUGCUACUACAACAACUACCACCACUGCUACCACUACUACUACUAAUGGCAGAGUCGUAAGGUUAGAAGAUAUAUUUCCCACGUCUGCACCCUCGCCGCCAAUUUUGCUAUGCUCUGAAGAAGGCACUGGAGAGGCGUGUUUCAUCCCUGCGCCUCGGCCGAUGGAUUGGAGAUCAGCGCAUCACUUCUGCAGGAGCGAGGGCGGGUUCUUACUGGGUCCAGACGAGCUGACCCUGCCUGAAGUGAUCCAGCUGACCCCCGGAAACCUGACCUGGACGGCGCUCAGGUCACAUCAAGGGCGACUGCAGUGGUUCACGAGACGACCUGCCAUUGGUCAGUUCCUCCGUUGGAUUGAAGGAAAAGAGGAAGGGCGGGAAGAGUGUGCCUCCCUCCACCUUCCCUCCACUCUCCUCCAUCCCUCCCCCUGCUCCUCUCUCCUUCCUACCCUCUGCCUCAGGCCCGGGAAUGUUGAGGAAAUACAAACGAAUGGAGGGGUGGAGCUUCGGGUGGAGGUGGAUGGGGGUGGCGCGGCAGUGGAGGCAAGGGAAGGGUGGGUGAGGGUGAGGGAGGAGGAAUUUCAUCUCAUCUCCCUCACCUGCACUGCCCACCUGACUCCAGAUGAUGACCCGACCUCCCAACAGCCUCAGGUCUUCUGGAGCAAGGAUGAUGUAUACCUUCCCCUGCACUCUCCCACCCUCCUCCCUGCCACUGUGCACGACCCCACUAAGUCACAUGUGAGCUCCGCCAACACCUCGCAGCUCCUCCUGCAGGGUACCUACUGGUGUGAGGCGUGGCGACCCCGCUCGCCCGCCCGUCGCGUCAGUAACAAAGUGCUGCUUACACUGGAGGGACACGAAGUGCUACUGCUGCAUUUCAAGGAGCGUCGGCCCUGGCGAGACCCGCCGCCCACCAUGAUAACAGUAGAAGGCAGGGUGCGCCGCGCACUCAACGCCUCGUUGCCGCACUUCGAAGACUUCCCCAUCGAUGUAGUGUCCAUCGUGGAGGAGGACGAUGUUGCCGUUGUGUCCGCCAGAGUCCAGGUUCAUCUUCCCUCGUCUAGCACCGCCUUCAGUAGUGUGCUGGCCAUGCUGCGAGGCGGAAGAGAAUUUGAAAACUUGUUGGAGAGGGCGGGUUUGCUAAUCCCCGCGGCGGCCUUUCCUACUCGCUGCAGGAGAUGGACAGAAGAGCCUUUCGGGAUCGAGUGGCCGUUCUCGGAGGUCGGAAAAGUGCAGCCACUCCACUACCGUUGCGAGGCUACACGCGGCAGGUUGCUGGCUGGACGCUGCCACUGGAACUAUACCCACGGUGCCACGAUCCGCUUCGAUCCCCGCGAAUGCCAGCGUUUCGAUUUCUGCCCGAGAGGCUAUACCGGACUCGCCGGCACCUUCUGUGUGUCGCUGACUGCCGCCAGCACGUGGGACGAGGGUUUCCUUGCAGCGUAUACCAGCAGGCAUGCCAUGAGUGUCCUUGACGUGGCGCGUCUGCAUCAGGCUGAGGUGGGCAUGCCGUCCCUGUAUCAGAAGGUUCGGCAGUGGCUGUCGAGGCAGGGAGGAGACAUCCGACUGUGGCUACCUGCUCAAAGACAAGCGCCUUUCGGUCCUAUGGCGUUCUUGGGUCCCGGAGCAUCAGAGUAUCCCAUCGCACGCCACUCAGGGUCGUCCCGCUUCAAUGUGUCGUGGGCAGCAGGGCAGCCGUCCCCUAAGCAUAACUGUCUGGCGUUAGACACGAACUCUUCCCUCUUGCUGAGUCUUCCGUGCAGCACAGCAUUGUCUUUCCUCACCAUCAUCGACAUGAGUGGACUGUUCGCUGUUCCAAGCCAAGACUGGCAAAGGGCCACGCCUAAUCUCUUCAUCAAUAACUCGCUGUGUGAUGGCUGGCAGACAAGUGGUACCCUGGAGGCCGGGGGUCUUGCUUCCAGGUACUCCGCAGAGAGCCGGGUCUCGGAUGGCAUGAGGCCGGGAGAAUUGUGUGCGGAACGAGACGCACACCUUCCUGAUCCCAGCGAUGGUUUCCUGGACUGGCCUCUGAGGCAGUACUUGUACACCCACAACAUUACGUCGGUUUGGAUCAGACUGACGGAAACGAAAACGAGAAGAGUCUCCUUCCUAAACUGGAGAGCAGAUGUCGACCCAUCACUGGACCAUGAGAUGCUGACUCCCUCGGGCUGGGUGCGUGAGGGUGACGACGCCACGAAGACGGUCAUCCUUUGUCAGAAAAGCGUUAAAGCGCCCGAGGUGACCCUGCAGCUGUUCGAGGAGUUGGGCGCCGUCCGAGUGGAGGUGCAGCCCGCAGACGCUCCGAUUGUUGGCGACCCGAGAUGCCACGUGAAUGGCCGCGAGGCGUCGCUCGUAUACAAGCGUUAUAGAAACCAGGACACCGUCAUGGCGGUGGACAGAGACACCCAAGGUUAUUAUAAGUGUUCUGUGUGGGUAGAUUCACCUUUCCGCCUCGUUGAGUCCAACGUGCUGUUGUACACACACAGUAACAUACUCAGCCUCUCGGUCACCAUUGCUCGCCUAAUUCAGUACAGGCCGGCCCUGCAUGACUCCACUUUCUAUGUCAAGAGUCAGUUACUCAAUGAUCCUUGCGUGGCUGACUUCCUGGAGCAGUUGCGGGAAGGCCUCGCCCACGCUCCCGUGCACGUAACAGCAGACAACUUUUACCUUUCUCCCAAAGCUCAGAGUAACGACUUGCUCCUCCAUUUUCACGUGCAGUUCGAGACUUCAGGAGGACACCUGCAGCUAACGGAAGACGAAAUGAGAGGAAGAGUCACUGCGGCGUUGAAACACCUUUCCCACAAGUCGUGUCGCGGCGUGGGCGUAAGAAGCACCACAGGGUGUUACCGGGAGACACAGCUGGAGCAGGGUCCCACUAAUGCGACCUUAACAUGGCCGGCGACACAAGGAGCCACGGUGGUGCUGCCCGCAGAGCUGUGCGUCACAGAGGAUGGCGAUCCCGUCACUCGCGAGUGUGUGGGGGACUUCAUCUCCGGGUAUCGUUGGAGUGACAGAUCUGGAGAAUGCACGGACCAUCCCCUCAACGUGACCCGCAAGUUGUGGGAAAUCAAUCAAGACGCUCAGCCUUCUGAUGCCGCGGACCUCGCAGUGCUCACUAACCACGGAGAUUCCCUCACCUCCGCCGACGUGCAUUUUGUCGCUCAGAAAAUGCAUUCACUGUCCCGCACUUCCUUUGUGGAACGUGGGGAUCUCGAUCACAUCGUGGAAACACUGAACAACGUAAUGGAGGCAGACGAAAGUGUGUUUGGGGAAGUGCAGAGAGUCCUUAACACGUCCAGCAUUUUGGUUGAGUCCCUGGAAAAUAUCAGCCUGAGUGUGAAGCUGCCCCUCCGCCUGGGCGACCAACCACUGCGGAGCGAUAAGAGGUUGGUGUCCGUGGAAAGGCUCGAUCUGGUGGCAGAGUCACCUAUUAUCGGCUACCAAGCUUAUGCCAAAGACGAGAAGGAGGAGGAAGGCAUGCUCUGGAACGAGGAAGAGGAGGAGGUAGUCAGAAAAGGAAGCGAGAACAUAUGGAAGCGCAGUAAAGUCGCUAUUAUCUUGCCAAGCAACCUGACGCGGCAGGUGGCGGAGGAGACAGCCCAGGAAAGGCGCUCCAUGGGCAAUGACAAGCGAGGUGAUAAAGUGCAACUAAUGUUUGCUGUGUAUCGGAAUUCGAAACUUUUCCAAGACAACAGUUCUUUCCCCAACCACACAGUGAGCGGUCAUAUCAUUCAGGCCACGUACGGCGGCGGCAGCUUAACAAACCUCACACACAAUGUCAGCAUCUACUUCAAGGUGCGCGGCGCAGAGAGUGAUUCCAAAUGCGUCUUUUGGAAUUUUGGAAUGAACGAGGGGCGUGGCGGCUGGUCGACGGAAGGCUGUUGGAGCGGCGGGAGGCACGGGGACCACUGGCUGUGUAAAUGCAGUCACCUCACGUGCUUCGCACAUCUCGUUAAUUUCGACGAGAACAUGGGAGUGCACGAGAGCAUCUUGACUGUUAUCAGCACGAUCGGCUGCGUGCUCUCCAUCGUCAGUCUCCUGCUGGUGUUGAUGACUUUCUUAGUCUUCCAGAAAUGGCGUCGUCGCCUUAGCAACAAGAUCCUGGCUAACCUGGCCCUGGCCAUCCUGUGCAGCCUCACUGUGUUCCUGACCGGCGUUGAGCAGACUCUGUAUCCACUGUUGUGCCGCGGCGUGGCUGUCGCCCUGCACUACUUCAUCUUGGCCUCCUUCGGCUGGAUGCUGGUGGAGGCAGUGCACCAGUACCUCAAGUUCGUGAAGGUGGUGGGCACGUAUAUCCCGAGGUUCAUCUGGAAGGCAUCCGUGUGUGCGUGGGGCGUGCCCUUCGUGCCUAUCAUCGCCGUGCUGGUGUAUGACAGCGCCCUAUAUGACAGUGAUCGUGAAGACAAAAUCUGCUGGAUGUCGAGCACGGCUUUUAAGUACGCCUUCGUGCCGCCUCUGGCUGCCACCAUGGCCGUCAAUCUGGUGCUCUUCGUGCUCAUCAUCCACGCCGUGACGUGUGGCCGUGUUCGCGUCACCAGCACCUUAUCUGAGCGGCAGCUGCGCCUCACACAGCUGCGAAUGGCCAUCAGCGUGUUCUUCCUGCUGGGCUUCACAUGGGUCUUCGGGCUGCUCUCCACCUGGCGCCCCAGCGUGGUACUCUCCUAUCUCUUCUGCAUCAGCAACACCUUGCAAGGGUUUUUUAUUUUCCUGUUCCACGUGUUCCGGGAGCGUGACGCGCGCAGGCUGUGGCGGGACUUCCUGUCAGUGAUAAGCAAGGGUUCCACCGCCUCGGAGGCCGCACCAUCGCUGCCCACGCCAAGAUAUUCCGGUCAGCCGUCCCCCGCCCUCGACAACAGUAACAGCGUGAGUUACAACCAGCAGGGCGAGGUGUGCUUCAACCCGCGCGGCCCCGCAUGGGACAAGGCUCGCGGCAGUGUACGGUCCACCUUCACUGUGUCCACACUUGCCCACUCCCGCGCCUCCACGCCCUCGGUGGACUGAUGUUACUCUGGGAAGGCGACGGCGGAGACGUGGCAUUCAUGGAAUUAGUCAUCGUCACCAUUUUCAUCAUCAUCAUCAUCAUCAUCAUCAUCAUCAUCAUCGUAUUUAUACAAGUUUUCUAUUUCCUCCAUACAUCACACCAAAGGUGAAUUCAAAAGACGGCGUUGCAGUGACAUAUCUUUUAUUGUUACCGCCAGUACAUCGCGUGUGUUUGGUGAGGGCGGGGUCGAGGGACCUCUCCCCACCUCGCCUGCUGCCCGCCUGCCCGCCUCGUGUACAUAGAAGUGUAAAAUAAAUACUUUGACUUGGAAAAAGAAAGAGAGAAAGAAAGAAGAAA